Molecule: messenger RNA, 739 nt
Organism: Melanotaenia boesemani (Boeseman's rainbowfish)
Lineage: Eukaryota; Metazoa; Chordata; Actinopteri; Atheriniformes; Melanotaeniidae
Product: 60S ribosomal protein L19
Exons: 6
Coding region: 83-676 (197 amino acids)
Biological process (GO): translation
Cellular component (GO): ribosome; cytosolic large ribosomal subunit
Molecular function (GO): RNA binding; structural constituent of ribosome
Source: RefSeq, a predicted model, not a curated record
GUUAAGUCACCCACAACUAUUACUAUAAUGGUAGGGACUCAAUCGGUCUAUUUCCUUCGUGUCUACCAAGCUAGCAGCAUCCAUGAGUAUGCUCAGGCUCCAGAAGCGCUUGGCUUCCAGCGUCUUGCGCUGUGGCAAGAAGAAGGUGUGGUUGGACCCCAACGAAACCAAUGAGAUUGCUAAUGCAAACUCUCGCCAGCAAAUCCGAAAACUGGUAAAGGAUGGGUUGAUCAUCAGGAAACCUGUGACUGUUCAUUCCCGUGCUCGCUGCCGCAAGAACACACUGGCACGCCGCAAGGGUCGUCACAUGGGUUAUGGUAAGAGAAAGGGUACAGCCAAUGCUCGUAUGCCAGAGAAGUUGUCAUGGAUGCGGCGUAUGAGAAUCUUGCGUCGCCUUCUUCGUCGCUACAGGGAGUCCAAGAAAAUUGACAGGCACAUGUAUCACAGUCUGUAUUUGAAGGCCAAGGGUAACGUUUUCAAAAACAAGCGCAUCCUCAUGGAGCACAUCCAUAAACUGAAGGCUGAUAAGGCUCGCAAGAAGCUUCUGGCUGACCAGGCUGAGGCUCGUCGUACAAAGACGAAAGAGGCCCGUAAACGCAGAGAGGAGCGUCUUCUGGCCAAGAAAGAAGAGAUUAUCAAGAACUUGUCAAAGGAAGAGGAGACUGCAAAGAAAUGAAUUCGUAUAUAAAAAGUCUGUCAGGUUCAGCUUUUUGUUGUUAAUAAAUCUGGAUAAAGGUGA